CACAGCCUCUGCACCCAUGGCGCCCUCUGCCGCCGUCCCCGCUGCGGCCAGCACGGAGGCCGACGGGGCACCGCGCAUGGCCAAGUUCCUCAUCAGCUUCGGGGGCAGCAUCCUGCCGCGCCCGCUCGACGGCCGCCUCCGCUACGUCGGCGGCGACACCCGGAUCGUCAUGCUGCCCCGCGACAUACCCUACUCCGACCUGGCCGCGCGGAUGCGCGAGCUCUACGAGGACGCCGACAUCAUCAAGUACCAGCAGCCCGACGAGGACCUCGACGCGCUGGUCUCGGUCGUCAACGACGAUGAUGUGGUCAACAUGAUGGAGGAGUACGACAAGCUCAUCGCUGCCGGGGAGGGGUUCACCCGGCUGAGGGUCUUCUUGUUUUCGCAGCACCUGGAUGAUGAUGCUGUGUCGGCGGCUGUGCACUACCGCGGAGAUGAUCGGGAGACGGAGAGGAGGUACGUCGACGCGCUCAAUAGCCUCGGUGACAUGAGGUCGCCUUCCUCUCCGGUAUCGGUGGAGCAGCUUUUCGGCAUCGGAGGCAAUGAGUCGGGGAUUCCUGAUAGUUUGCACCAUCUGAAUGUUCCUCGCCCGUCACAGAGUCAGAGGUAUGGGGAGAUGGACUCUCCUUGGAGCCCUGCAUAUGUCUCUCCAGGGCAGCAGUAUGGAGUGCAUGAUCCCAGGGAUUUUCCUGUUUCACCAUCAUCUGCAAGGUUUCAGGUCGGAGCGGAGGAUUUUGAUGAGAGGAUUCCUGAUGACUUUGUAAGGAGUUCACCAAAAUACCGGCACUACGAGACUCAGUCACCGCCACAUGUGGAUAACUUGGUCUGGCUUCCACCUGGUGCUGUAAUUCAGCAAAAUGCUGGCUUCCCAGGGAACUUGGGCCAGCAAAAUGCUGGCUUCCCCGGGAACUUGGGCCGCUCUGGCACUUUCUUGGAUGGAAACAGUGUAUAUGACUCCCGUUCGCCAUUCCAGAAGGUUCAAGGUUCAGUGGGCGAUCCUCGCUAUGUGGAUCCCCGUUGGAGGCCAGUCCCGCAAACUUUUGACCAGUCCAGCAUGGCAAAUGAGUAUUCUGUUCACCCUUCUAAUCCGCGUCAAGAUUAUUUUCGUCCUGGUGAGCAUUAUGUUGUAGGCCAAGAUGUUAGGCUGGAAAAUGGUGUUUAUGUGAAAGAGCAAGCUGGUGGUCACCCUCCAAUGUUCUACAAUGAAUCACAUUCUCAUGAUAGAGCUUGGCAUGCGCAUCCCAACCAAAGUCAUCAACGGUACGAGGAUCCAAGGUUGAAUCUGGCUGCUAAUGGUAGAGUGAUGGAUCCAUACACUGAUAGCAGCUCUGCUAAUUCUGCAUUUGCACCCAACAAAGUAUAUGAAAUGCAUUCAGCAUCCCACAGUCGCUCAAGCCAUGAAAGUCCCCACUAUUAUCAUGGCAGUGGAGAGCAUAUCAAUGAUGCAUAUCAUAAUCCACAAGUUGUAAGUAGUGGCUCGUAUGUCCAGACGUCGGGUUUUGAAGAAUCGACAGGCCAGCAUUACAGCCAUACUUCAACAUAUGGUGGAGAUACCUUUUACCAAAUGCAGCAGAAUUUGCCACCACUUCAACCAAGCAGAAGGAGGGCAAGCAGCCCUGUUCAUACAGCCUCACCAUAUGAAUCACCACACCUGCCGAUCCCAAAUGGUGGGAGUAUUAACUCCAACUUCGUCAGAAACACAGGUGAUGUUAGUCCAAGGAUUCCAGGUGUGCCUGCAUAUGAUCGAGUUCCAAACCCAUGGCCUUUACCCAACGGCGGCAUACCAUAUAGAAUUGUUGGACAUGAUAUUCCUGCUGUUGGAGAAAACUCUUCCUCUCUAGGUCCUUGGCCAAAUACAAAUACUACUCAGUAUGCUCAGCCUUUCUUUGCCCCAGAAUCAGCCCAGCAGCAACCUGGGGCUCCGUUGAUAGAAAUUGUUCCUGAAAGAGCAUCUGCUGGACCCAUGCCGGCAUCACUUGAUGGUAAAGUAUCUGUUGCUGCAGUACCCCUCACUGAUCAGGUGUCCAUGUUGGACAUUAGCACAACAAAGAAAUUUGAAGGACCAGAGGAUGAAGGGCAUGCUAGAAAUGUGACUGACUCACACUCUGUCAUUGACCCUAGUACCUUGGUCCACAGUGUUGGAGUUACACAUGAAGUCCAACAGGGCAAGUCUACAGAACAUGAUGGCAGGGCUACAGCAUUGCAGGAAGGUGGGGAUAUAUCGGGGGACAGAUUGAAUCUCCUUCCAGAGUUUGUCGCCUCUGUUAAAAAGGCUGCACUGGAAGAUGCCGAGAAGCCAGGAGAGGUUCAGCCAGAUGCUUCUCGUGCUAUUUCACCUGUCUGUGCUGAUGACAAUGACGAAAAGAAGUUUGAUGAGAAUACUGAGGGAAAUCAGGACAAUGAUGUCCAUGGAAGCUGCGACCCUCACAAAAGUUCCGGGAUCGAAUCUACACCCGCUGAAGCUGAAGCUUUGUCUAAAGGACUACAGACUAUAAAAAAUGAUGAUCUGGAGGAAAUCAGAGAGCUGGGUUCAGGUACUUAUGGGGCAGUCUUUCAUGGUAAAUGGAGAGGGUGUGAUGUUGCCAUCAAAAGAAUAAAAGCGAGUUGCUUUGAUGGAAGGCCAUCCGAGAGAGAGCGCUUGAUUGCAGAUUUCUGGAAAGAAGCUCAGAUCCUGAGCUCACUUCAUCAUCCCAAUGUAGUUGCAUUUUAUGGUGUUGUUCGCGAUGGUCCUGAUGGAAGCUUAGCUACUGUUACUGAGUUUAUGGUCAAUGGGUCUCUGAAACAAUUCUUGAGGAAAAAAGACCGGACAAUUGAUCGCCGCAAAAGAGUUAUAUUGGCCAUGGAUGCUGCAUUUGGCAUGGAAUAUUUGCAUGGGAAGAAUAUCGUACAUUUCGAUCUCAAGUGUGAAAACCUACUGGUAAACAUGAGGGAUCCACAGCGACCGAUCUGCAAGAUUGGUGAUCUCGGGCUAUCGAAGGUGAAGCAGCAUACUUUGGUGUCUGGUGGUGUUAGAGGAACCUUACCAUGGAUGGCGCCAGAGCUUUUGAGUGGGAAAAGCGAUAUGGUAUCAGAGAAGAUUGAUGUGUACUCAUUUGGUAUUGUGAUGUGGGAGCUACUUACUGGUGACGACCCGUACUCAGAUAUGCGUGCUGCUGAAAUAAUUGGGGGCAUCGUGAACAAUGCUCUCCGUCCUCAGAUCCCUUCCUGGUGUGAUCCUGAAUGGAAAUCAUUGAUGGAAGGUAGCUGGGCUGGUGAACCGUCUGACAGACCAUCGUUCACUGAAAUAUCUCAAAGAUUGAGGAAAAUGGCUGCAGCAAUGAACGUGAAGUAAAUGCUCAAAUUAUUAGCCACUCAAAGGGGCAUGUAAAGAUUCCCUGACUUGAGGAAGGCAAACCCGGAAUAUAUGUUACAGGUGUCUUGGCAGCAUCUCGGUUUAUCCUAGUUCAAAUGAGACUUUAUGAAGGCCUUCCAUGGCACGGGAAUUUUUAUAACAUAUUUGAUGAUUUUUUGUCAUGGAGUCAUCAGCUGCCAUUUGACUGCCAUAUGAAAUAUAGUGCAUCUGUCCAUUCCUCAAGAUGGGAACUGUUGGGUUGUAAUGUAAAUAAAUUUUGUCUCGCCUUCAUCCGGUGCAUGUUAGAUGUGCGCGGUACUAGACACGGUUCGAAGUUGGAUGCAGUUAUCCUUUUUUCAUACAAUUGUGUCCUGAGAAGAGAGGGAACAAACUUGAACUGUGAUAUCCUUAUUCAGAUUGUACAUAGUUCACGAAUAAGAUUUUCACGUUGAAUGGAAAAUGGUCUUGCCCAUA
This is a messenger RNA of Lolium rigidum, 3805 nucleotides long. RefSeq lists its product as uncharacterized. Bases 17 to 3331 code for a protein of 1104 amino acids. The record is from RefSeq and is a predicted model, not a curated record. The transcript has 9 exons. Gene Ontology annotation, biological process: protein phosphorylation; signal transduction. Gene Ontology annotation, molecular function: protein kinase activity; protein binding; ATP binding. NCBI's taxonomy places the organism in Eukaryota, Viridiplantae, Streptophyta, Magnoliopsida, Poales, Poaceae. Gene Ontology annotation, cellular component: cytoplasm.